GCGUUCCGUUAUGUACACUAAUGAGGGGAGGAAAACUUUAUUACACCUGCAGCUGAACUGCGAUUGAGCAUGGAAUCCCUCGAGUCGUGCGGAUAUUUCGUGAACGUUAGUUAAGCGCUUUGUAAGUUGUUGAAUGAAGGCUGUGAUGCAUGCACCACCUCUACCUGAGCACUGCCAGGCCACUGUGCUCAACCAAGGAUGGCACAUGCUCUCUUUGUGCUUGAUAACAUUGGUCUCCAUGACUACUGCAAAUCCCGCUCAAGACUGGACGUUGUUGGCCUCCAACAUGACAAAGCAAUCCCUGGAGGAAGUGCCACAAUACCAAGCUUCACCUUCUGCCUUACCAUCUUCUUUCUUCAAAGCCUUGGCACAGUCAAGUGACAUCUAUAGGACUUUUACUAUCUUGCCCAACACUGAACCAGCCAAACAUUUAUCAGAUGACCACAGUGUGUAUGGUUCAGCAAGUACCCCACCACUGAGUUACAUCCAUAGUCCAGAGCCUCUGUCUGGCUCUGCAAUAAGUCAUUCCCAGUCAGCUGGACCUGAUGCUUCUGAAGAACCAUAUUUUACAGCCCCAAAAUUACAAACAGAAUUAAUCAACCCUGGAAAUCAAAUGAAACCUUUUAAUCCAUUAUUCCCUAGUCAAAACUUAAACAUACAAAAUGAUGCAUAUCCAGAUGGUUACACCCUAAAUCCAAGUCAUGCUAUUUUUGGAACCCUUCAUGCAACAUCAUAUUUUGUGGAGCCAACUAUGGGCCCACCAGAGGACUUCUUUCCAACAAACACCAUGGAUGUUGAGUAUGGUUCUGGUGACUAUUUAGAAACAAUGGCCUACUUGGGAACUGAGGGAGAUGAUUAUUCUUUGGUCACCAAUCUUCCGUCUGAGAUGUAUGACUUCGAGGCCUCAAACUCAGAAUUCUAUGAUACAUCUUUUCCCUCAAGAGUAGUGAUUCCAGUGAGCACCAGGUACCUUUCUCCCACUCCCACCAGUGCGUUUCCUAAUGCAGAGGUCACCAUAUUUGCUAACGGGAUUUCCAAUAUAACCCAUAAUUCGACAGGUACUCCCAGUGUGACUAGUACUCUUCCCACCAAGACCACUUCUCAAGAAGUAAUGACAGCGGGAUCCCCGGCCUUACCCGUAAGCCCUACGUUAACCAGUAUUCCAAACAUUUACUCAACCAUUCAUCCAACAACGGCACAUUUAGCAUCGAUUCUUCCAACAAAUUCAGCCUCACUAAACCAGAGCAGUGUAGCCAAUGAGACCUUAGAUUCCACCUGGCAUGACAGUGUUACCAUUGAACCCAGUGAUGUUCUUUUGCCUGAUAUGAAUAGCCUGGAGUACUACACCAUUCAGCUAACAAAGGGUGAUGAAGGCUUGCCAAAAGAAAGCGGCAACCAGGCCCCCUCCACUCACACCUCUCUCAAUUCACUAAGCAUCACCAGCACCUUCAGUGUUAAUUCAGAUCACAUGCCGACAGUAAUGUAUGGAGAGGAUCUACAACAUAUGGACAACUCAUGGCCUGAAGAAUCUUCAACAGACAUCUCAGGGUUUGAUCUCUUCAACACUACUGUAUUGGAUCUGUCAGGAGUUCGACCUAGUUUAGCAAAUUCCACACUCCCGUUUGAGUUUGUAUCUGUGCUAACGUCUUCCAUGGACCUGUCAACUUCACCAUGGAAUACGGCCUCAACUCCUGCCCUGAUUAGCACUGAAUCUGUUUCAACUCCUGGAGCCACAUCAAUGUUUAUCCCACCAGCGGUGUCGGAGGAAGCCGAUGUCGUGUCACAAUCUGCCUCAGACAUCGACUGGUUUAUCAAGUCCACUUUGCCUGAGACCUCUUUCCCUACUCCUACACUCAUUAGUCAUGUGUUCACUCACACUCCAAGUGCAUCUGCAUUUCCCACUGAAUCGACACACAACGCCUCCAUUCUGCCUGUGACUGAGAUGGCUGACCAAGGUGUAACAGAGAGUCCUUUCUCAGAAGUUACCAAUGAUGAAAUGACAACAAUCAGUGAUUUCAGGACCAACUCCACUUCAGAUCUAAAUAAUGAGACAACAGUGGCUACUCCAUCAAUUAUCACUGUCUCCCCUGACACAGGUAGUCUACCCACAACCCUUUUAGUCACAACCCAAACACCCAUCCUUGAGACUACUACCGUCCGGCAGUACAUCUGCAACAUCACCACUAAGCCUGAUACCUACUUAGUUCGAGUUGGUUUUCCAGCUGGCUUGACAGCAGGCUAUGCUAAAGCCAAAGUCAGAGAAAUCCUCAAAGCUGAAUUCAAUCGAUCGGUUGAACUGCAGGUAGUGAAAGCCCCUCCAGACUUUGUGUUUCGGGCCGUGUCUGGUCCUGUUGUCUACACAGCAAUCUCAGUCAUGAACGCUCUAAGACGGUUUAUGCAUACUUCUGAUUCCAUGCUCAGUGUGUCCCCCAUCAGUCCUGUACCAGACCUGCAGUACCACAUCCACUCUGUGCUCCAGUUUGUGCCCAACCACAUAGACAUACAUGUGUGUACAUUCAUCGACCACGUAGAAAAUGGCCUGACCUUUGCUUUUGCUGAAGUGCGCCAUCGCUCAAGAAAGUCUACAAACUUCACUGUGCAUAUAUUGAACAUUACUUUGAGCCCUGUAUCAUCAUCACAGAGGCCGAGGGGGUCGGUGGACAUCACUUUUGUUGUGCAGGAUUCUCUUGGUUACAUACUGGGGUCAGAAGUCAGCUCUCUCCUGCGACUGCUCAGUGUGGUGGAGUUUAGCUACUACCUGGGCUACCCUGUUCAGCAAAUCGCAGAGCCCUUUCACUAUCCUGAGUUGAACAGUACUCAUCUGCUACGCUCCUCUUGGGUAAAAACAGUGUUACUGGGCAUGAUGGAGCACCGUGUAAGCGAUAGAGUUUUCCAGGCUACGAUGGAAAGGCGGUUCGCUCUGCUGCUCAGGGAGGGACUGGCUACAGGACAGCGCUUUAAAAGAGCCACCAGUGUGGGCAACAACAGCUUGCAGAUUGUGCAGACCACCCGUCUGGAAGGGCCUGAUAACCCUCUGGAGAUAAUCUACUUUGUCGAAGAUGCCAACGGUGAGAGGCUGCCUGCCGUCACCACUGCUAACCUACUCAACAGGCUGGAUGUACAGCACGCUGCUAUUUUGCUGGGAUAUCGCGUCCAGGGGAUUCUGGCUCAGCCUUUCGAGAAGCAGACAUCAUCUCCCUCUGAGACUGAGAAGACCAACACGUGGAUCAUAGUAGGAGUGGUGGUGCCCGUGCUGGUGGUGGUAAUCAUCAUUAGCAUACUGUACUGGAAACUGUGCCGUACAGAUAAACUGGAGUUUCAGCCAGACACCAUGAGCACCAUCCAGCAGAGGCAGAAGCUGCAGGCUCCCAGUGUGAAGGGCUUUGACUUUGCUAAGCUGCACCUGGGCCAACACAGUAAGGACAAUCUCAUGGUGAUCCAAGAACCGUUACCACUGCCAGCACCAACCAAAGAGCCAGGCACCAACGACAAUGCAGAAGCUUCCACGCCCAAAUCCAAAGGUUCCUCCACCAAGACUUCCCGUAACAGGCAGCAGAGGCCUGGACAGAUCUCCCCAUCAGAUGGUGAUUCGGUUGGAAGUGAGCCCUUCACUGAGAUGGAGUCUCCUAAAGAGAUUUCAAGACACUCUGGACCAUCCACUGACUCCAAGCAACCUCACAAGGCAGCCACUAAUGGACUGAAUGGUCCUCCUCCACCAAAUGAUCAGGCAUCAUCAGCAUCCAUUUUUCAGCAUGUGGACCGGAUGUCCCGCUCAGCAGAUGGUGCCAAUAAGCGCCUCUCCAGCAAGAUUCAGCUAAUUGCUAUGCAGCCCAUGCCAGCUCUGCCAUUACCAAACACUGCACCCACCGACAAGGCUGCAGAGAACGCCAAGAUGAACAAAGAGAUUCAGGUUGCUCUAAGGCAAAAGUCUGAGAUCGAGCACCAUCGCAAUAAGAUUCGUCUUAGAGCAAAAAGGAAAGGCCACUAUGACUUUCCCACCAUGGAUGAUCUGAUGGAUGGCCUGGGUGACGCCAGAGAGCAGGACCGUAUCUACCAGAAAGCUCAGAUGCAGAUUGAUAAGAUUUUAAACCCGGACAGUCGCAUGUCCCCUCUCCACACUGAGCCCAGGAAAAGCAGAGAAAAGCGUUCUCCAAGGCAGAAAAAGAAGCAGCAGAUAAAUGGAGAUCUGACAGAUGCUGACAGAGACAGACUCAUCACCACUGACAGCGAUGGCACAUAUAAGAAAUAUCCUGGAGUUAACAACAUCGCGUUUGUGUCCGAUCCUGACCAGGGCCCUGACACUCAAAGUCCUUCCCCAACUGACGACGUCUUCCUGAGUUCACCCCCAGGCCACAUCGCCCCUCCUCCACCCUACCUGCCCCCUCAGCCUUCUAUAGAGGAAGCCCGGCAGCAAAUGCAUUCACUGCUCGAUGAUGCUUUUGCCCUGGUGUCCCCUUCCUCACUGGGGCCCAAUGCAGGCAUCACUUUGCCUGGGCUUGGGGUUAGAGGCGGGAAUGCAUCUUCCUCCAGUCCUCCAGCACAUGGCCCAGGACCUUGCGGACCCUCAUACCCUGCUCUCAGCCCUUUCUCUGGGAGAUAUCCUGAGUUAGGUCUGCCACCUUCAACAGUACAAGGCUUACUGCACAGACAGGGUUUUGGGUCGUGUUACCCCCAAGGCGAAGGAGUAGGUGGAGAGCAGCUGCAGCCAGAAGCACUUUAUAACAGCAGAGGGGGCUAUAGUGAUGAAUUACCAUCUUCUGCCAGGCCUCGACCAGUAGGGAGCACUACAGGUGUUCAUUUACAUCACAUAUCCCAGGUAGGAGUUUCAAGCCGUGUGGGUGACAGCAGGCAGCCUGCAGCCUUAAACUUGGGACCUUAUCAUGAAGAAGACUUUAGACCCGCUAACAGAGAUCCAAUUUUCGAGUUUCCCCCUGUCUCUGUGUUCCAGAACUCCAGGAAUGGGUUAAGGGAGCCGUCUGCACCCCCUGUCCACCUAGACACAGUGGGUCUAGGCUACUCUCCAUCCGCCCCUCCUGAGGAUUCCAUACCCCCCAGCCACUCAUCCGCCUCACUCAUCAAAGCAAUCCGUGAGGAGCUCAUGCGCCUUUCACAGAAGCAAGCUGCCCCAACGGGCUACCACAGCUGAGACCGGCUUCCUCCAGCUACCCCUUACAGCAAUACUUUACAGUACUUCCUGUGGAAGUGUUUUUAAGUGCGGAGCACAAAGAGAAAGAUGCUGGAUGAAGAAAUAUUCUGACGUGACUAUUUUACUGAUGGCGAAAGCUUUGCCUGCUGUCUGUUAAACAUUGUAUUUGAACAUCAGGGUCUGACAAAGUGCUUCAUUAUUUGGGCCCAUUAAUAUUUUUUGGGCUUUUCAGAUGAAUGAACAGCGCAGUUCUGAACCUAAGCACUGUAUUCCUAUUAAAGAAGAGCACUGUCUUUGAUUCAGUACUGGACUUGGAUCUUUUUAGUCUGUUUUUUACACUUAACAGUAUUUACAUCAAUUACUGAGAUGUCAUGGCAACCUAGAAUCUCUGGUAGCAAUGAACUAUUAUGGUGUUUCUGUGAUGACCAGUUUGACGACAGCCAAAUCCUGACCACCACACAUGCUUUAAGACUAUUAAGACCAUUCUCUUGACAAAGGUGUGUCUGUAAGUAGAUUUGUUUUGGGUUUUUUUUUUCUUCUUUGUAUUUAAAUGAUUUUCCACCAA
Molecule: messenger RNA, 5711 nt
Organism: Trichomycterus rosablanca
Lineage: Eukaryota; Metazoa; Chordata; Actinopteri; Siluriformes; Trichomycteridae
Product: UPF0606 protein KIAA1549
Exons: 22
Coding region: 134-5146 (1670 amino acids)
Source: RefSeq, a predicted model, not a curated record